CAAGGCUUUUCCACGUUCUCGCUUUGAGCAACUCUCGAAUCUUCUCUUCCCUCAGACCCUCACCGAAAAGGGGGCAUCUAUAUCCCGCCCUCUCCUCUCUUGGGCAGGAGAAGUGACACAGUGACAUCGGGAGAAUGUGGUGGGAGUGGGAAGAGUUCAGAGAAGAAGCCGAAGAAGAGCAAGAAGACUCUCCCAUAGAUUUCGAUUUCCUCUCCCUCUUAUCCAAGCCAAAGGAUUACUACAGAAUACUGGAAGUUGAUUAUGAUGCUACUGAAGAAACCAUUAGGUCCAACUUCAUUCGUUUAGCAUUGAAAUGGCAUCCGGAUAAGAAAAAAGGAGAGGAAAGUGCAACUUCAAAAUUCCAAGAGAUAAAUGAGGCAUACAAGGUUCUAAGCGAUCCUGUUAAAAGGCGAGAGUAUGAUAAGAAGGGGGUUCUGUAUACUCAAGAUUGCAAUGUCACUGAUUAUCUGAAUCGAAACAAGGGCUUGAUAUUGACAUGCAAUGGCCUCGGUGUCAGAUAUCCUAUAUGGUAAACUAGCAGCAAGUGGUGGUUUCUUCAAGAAUUUCUGACACCAUAGUCUGUAUUGGAGGAGUUUUCUAAUGUAAUGUGAAAUAUGCAUUCAAAUGAGCUAUUUGAUAAGUUGCAAGAUAGAAGGUGACCUUGUGCAUUUUUCACUCUCCUUUGUAAUUGAUUUUUCUUUGCUGAUGGGUAAUGCCAGAAUCAGCCCCAAUCUUUUUUUCUUUUUUAACAUAUCUGGAGUGCGAUUCGUGUAAAUCUACUUGCGAUGUUUUGUGGUGUCUCUAUUGAUCAUGUAUAUGAAGGCUUGUGCUCGAGAAUCUCCUUGUAGCUGUGUACUCUUAAUCUAUCUAUUGCAUGGGCUGCAUUCUUGCCAUA
This is a messenger RNA of Phoenix dactylifera (date palm), 895 nucleotides long. RefSeq lists its product as uncharacterized. Gene Ontology annotation, cellular component: nucleus; cytoplasm. The record is from RefSeq and is a predicted model, not a curated record. Lineage: Eukaryota; Viridiplantae; Streptophyta; Magnoliopsida; Arecales; Arecaceae.